CGUGAAAUGACAUAACUAUAACCUCAAAGUUCUUUUCUCAGGUAGUUCCUGGCUGCCUUUGAGGUUUUGAAAUAAGUUCAGUGAUUCCUGCCGUAAUUAAAGCGGGAUUGUUUCUAUUAUUAAUGUUUUAAAGAUACCCCGAAACAAAAUGUCUUCGCUUUUAAGGUCUACAAAGUUUGUGCGGUACUUUACUGGUGCGGCCCGAACGCUUAUCCUGAACUCGGCUAAGACCGCUGAAGCGAAUUCUUUAAUUAAUCCUAAAGCUCUAUGUGCCGCCAAUAAUGUUUUAAUGAGAGACUAUGCAACAAAGAAGAAGGAGAGCUUAGAACCCCUGCUACAGAAACUAGAUGCUGAAGUGCGUAAAUUUGGAAGAAUCACAAAAAAGGACAUUGAUGAAGUAUUUGACGAAAUCAGGUCCAAAAAUGACAUCACCAGCUCACAAUCACUGUUGGUCAUCAGAUGUUGUGGUGAGUUGGUACCAGAAGAAUUACCGGAACAAAGAACUCUACUGGUACAAAAGAUAUGGAGUGUUCUCACUGAAAGAGGCAUACCUAUGGACAUCUCACACUACAAUGCUUUGUUGAGGGUCUACAUUGAAAAUGAGCAUCAAUUUUCUCCAGCUAAGUUUCUUGAAGAGUUGGAGAGAAAAGGAUUGCAGCCUAACAGAGUAACAUACCAAAGACUGAUGUGGCGUUACUGUCAAGAAGGUGAUGUUGAAGGUGCCACUAAAGUGCUGGAAAAGAUGAGAGAACUCAGCAUGCCUGUGUCUGAACCCGUGCUGAAUGCUUUAGUAAUGGGCCAUGCGUUCCAUGGUGAUACUGAUGGAGCUAAGGCUGUUCUCCAAACCAUGGCUGGAGCUGGACUCGAACCUUCAAACCGAACAUACACACUGCUGGCAUGUGGGUAUGGCAAGAAAGGUGACAUUGACGGAAUUGAGGCAACCAUCAAAACUGCAAAUGAAAAAGAAGCUAUAAUGACUGACAGAGAUGUUCUGGAAGUAAUCGAACAUAUGGCCACCAGCGGACAUGGUGAUAAGGUAGAACAACUGAUCCCCUACUUGCAAAAAGGUUUAGGAUAUAACCAAGAUGUGUGUAAUGUCAUACUGAGGCUACUAAACAAGGGACAAGAGGAAACUGCCAGGAAAAUCAUGAAAACAAUGCCAAAAGCAACCAAUAUUGAAGAUACUCCAUUUAAGGGUGCAUUCUUCGUUAAGCAGCUGCUGAGACUUAACAAACCAGCUGAUGAGGUUAUUCAGACCUGCAGGGAGUUGCAGAAUGAAGGUCUUGUGCCAAGUGCCUUAUUUAUCGCAACAGAAGGAGCCCUUCAACAUGGUCAAGUGGAAUUAGCGCAAAAGCUUUUCACAGAAUUAAAGAAAGAGGGUCUAGAAAUAAGGCCACAUUACUACUGGCCUUUGCUGGCUCAGAAAGGCAAAGAAAAUGAUGAAGAGGGCUUACUGCAAAUCUUAAGAAAUAUGGCCAGUGAAGGUAUUAUGGCAACUGGAGAAGCUUUGAGGGAUUAUGUUAUUCCAUACUUGAUAAAGAAUGGCACUCCACAGAAUGUUAUAGUCAAACUACAAAUCGCGAAUAUUCCAGCUAUACAUAGUGCAAGAAAUGUGAUGGUUGAACUCCUAGAUUCAGGAGACCUGAAGAGUGCGGCUCAAAUCGCUCUGCAAUACCGUCCGAGGGGCAACUACAACCUCGUGUCUAGGUCCCUCAUCCAAGCAGUGACGAAAACUAAAGAUAUUAACUCAUUUGUAUCCAUACUUCAUGUUCUUUGUAGCAAAGCCCCAGGUGCGCAAGCUGAAGAAGAAUCCGCCAAUGACGAUGCACAAAGCGAGGAAAAACAGGAUAUCUACGAAAUUAGCCGCAUCGUCAAGACGUCCAUAAAAAAUUUGGCCAAACCGGAAUACGCAGAGGCACUUCUCCAAGGUAUUUACUCUAAAGGCUUAAGAAUAACAAAUGAGGCGGCAGAAGAAAUCCAACAGUUUCAUGGAGAAAAAAUGACGACCACGCUGUCGGAGUUGCUAACGAAGUUAUCGACGUCUAAAAUGGAAUUGGUACCUAUUGAGGGUCAGCGCAGGUCGGGUGCCCCCAGAACUACGGCGCAAAUAGAAAAUCAGCUAUCUCAACUCAAGAGCAAGGGCGCAAACAACUUAAACCGUAUUCAGAAGCAGCUACUUGUAGCUUACAUAAAGGAGAACAAUGUCAGCAAGCUGAACAGUUACUUAGAUGAUUUAAAAACAACAAACUUCGAACUAACACCAGCAACAUUAGCUCAGUUAUUCGAGUUUUAUUGUGAAAAUGAUGACAUUGAACGGGCUGACGCUUACAAAAAGCAGCUAGCCGAAAAGGACCCGGAGUUUGUUCUAAACAAAUAUAAAAUAGUGUUAAUGGCGUACGCCUUAAUUAGGGCCAACAGAUUCAAUGAGGCUGUGGAGUAUUUGAAAACUAAUAAGCUGACAGAAGAGAACCCAGGCUUUAUGUUGAACUCGAAAUGCUGGCAGAUAUUAAAUACAUUGGCAGAACAGAAAAAUGAGGCACAGGUGAAAGAAAUGACAAGCACACUACUUGACUGCAACUACAUUGAGCCCACAAAUGUGAUUUUGGGUCCUUCCAUCAAAGUACACAUACUGAAAGAUGAUAUUGAUGGUGCAUUGAAAGAAUUUGAAAAUUGUUGUAAAAAAUUCAGAAGUACUCCUUGGAAAGGCGAACUGAUGAAAGCAUUGAUCAUGAAGGAGGAUGCUACCAAACUGCAGUGGUUGGCCGAUCUUAGUACACAGGUGCAUGGAGAAGUGAACAUCCUGCAUGACUUGGUGCUCGCGUUCGUAGAGUGCGGCCGCUUGCGUCAGGCGCGGCGGAUCCUAGAGACGCCCGGCUUGCAAACCCGACACCGACGACUUGAUGACGCCUGCCAGAGAUAUGUGGAGGAAGGGAAAUCUGAAUAUCUUGAAGGUCUACUCGAAGCUACAAAGGAAUUAUCACAUAUUGACCGCUCUAACAUUUUCUAUCAUUUACUCGUAACUUACUGCAAGGCUAAUGAAACUGACAAGGCCCUCGGUCUUUGGACAAUUUUGCAAGAAGAAGGCGAAAUCCCCAGUGACCAGUUCCUUUCAUAUCUCGGCCAACAUUUGAAAUCAAAGAAUAGGGAGGUCCCGUUUAUUAUACCUGACCACAAACCCGUUAAAACUGUCAAUAAAAAAGGCGAUGUUGUUGAAAAAAUUGUUGCGAAAAAGGAACCACAGAAACCAACCAAAAACGAUGUGUCUGUUCAUAUCGAGACCAUGAUUAAGGAUGGGCAAUUGUCGCAAGCAAUGGAUACCGCUAUCAAGUCUAUUGAACAUGGAGUGAUGCCUAAGAGUAGCGUCCUGAAAUAUUUACUGAAAUCUUUGGCUGAUGAAGGAAAUGUGGAAAAAAUUCAACAAUUGGGCAAAUACAUUAACGAUUCACAGAAACGGAAUGUGACAUACGACGAUAAGUUAACAAAGGCUAUAUUCGCGAGAGGAGCUGGGUCACAACAUGUUGACAAUUUACUACUUGCAAUAAAAUCGUCCAAAUCAGAAGAGGAAUUAGAUAUUGCAUUAAGGAAAUUCCCGAGGAGUGGUGCCCUUGCUGACGCAAUUCAAGAUACAGAGCUUGUGACUAAAUGCACUCAAAUAGCCGAAAUAGCAGCAGAAAAAGGAAAGUUACUCCCUGCCAAUUUAAUAUGGAUGGAACUCCUAUUAGCAGGCAAAGACAAAGAAGCUGAUUUAAUAUGGUCAAAAUGGCUGGUCAAUGCACCAGUUGUUAUGUUCAGAAGAUUAUUGCAGGAGUGUCACACUAGAAAACAACCAGUACUCAUUGAAAAAAUGAUCAGCACAUUGAGAUCUAAUAAAAACUUAUCACAUGCGUCGUUAGGCAAUGCUUACUCACGCCUCAUAAAUUAUUACUUGGUGGAAAACAAUUCAGAAAAGUGUGAGGAAGUUUUAUCUGAGGCUCUAAAACUGGGCGUGAAGACUGAACACUUAAACAAAACCACUUUGACACGGCUCAAGGGUGCCGUAGAAGAGGCCGGAAGGGUGUUUAAGUUCUCUAUCUGAAUUUAAGUAGUGAUAAGUCACCUUGCUUCUUGCAUUUCAAUGUUAAAAUACCACGAAUGUUCAUCUACUAUCCAAAGUAUUGUAUUAUGUAGUAUAUUGUACAAUAUUCAUUUAUUUGUUGAUAUAUCUUAUCAUUGUUAUUUUUUCCAACAUAUUUUAUGUUUAACAGCUUGGUUAAAUAUCAGGAUUAUUUUUAAGAUGCCAUGUUUAUUGUCGCCCUAUUGUAAAGAAUAUAAAUGAUUAUUGACUAACACUAAAAUUAUGGAUGUUACAAGGAUAUUGAAUUGCAUCUGUAGUAGUUAAUUUUAGUUACGAUUAAAUUAUUAGUUAAUA
Messenger RNA from Helicoverpa zea (corn earworm), 4408 nucleotides. RefSeq names its product leucine-rich PPR motif-containing protein, mitochondrial (gene bsf). Gene Ontology annotation, molecular function: protein binding. The record is from RefSeq and is a predicted model, not a curated record. The transcript is spliced from 9 exons. NCBI's taxonomy places the organism in Eukaryota, Metazoa, Arthropoda, Insecta, Lepidoptera, Noctuidae. Bases 149 to 4075 code for a protein of 1308 amino acids.